Leucoraja erinaceus (little skate) is the source of this 2778-nucleotide messenger RNA. It is a transcript of the gene ccndbp1, whose product is annotated as cyclin D-type binding-protein 1. The record is from RefSeq and is a predicted model, not a curated record. Gene Ontology annotation, cellular component: nucleus. The coding region runs from base 52 to 1095 and encodes 347 amino acids. The transcript is spliced from 11 exons. Lineage: Eukaryota; Metazoa; Chordata; Chondrichthyes; Rajiformes; Rajidae. Gene Ontology annotation, biological process: regulation of cell cycle.
GUAGCCCCGGCUCCCCCGCUCCAAGUUGCUGCGGCCGACGGGGAGGACAAGAUGGAGGAGCAGCAAGUGGCGGAGGCCUCGCACUGCGCGGAUGACUUGCGGCUCCCGCUGCGGAAUCUGGUGCAGGGACUGCGGGAAGUGGCGUCGCAGCUGCGAGAGGGAGAAUCGUGGAAAUUGGAAGAUUUUGACUUGCAAUUCUUCUGGAAAACUCUAGGUGAGUGUUUCAAAGCAGUAUCUCAGGAAGCCACAAAGCUAAGUUUGGCUUUUUCAAAGCCGCCUCUGCCAUCUGUACAAGACUGCCAGAAGCUCACUGCUGAAAUUCAGAAGAGCAUCCUUAAUGUAGCCAGUGUGUAUUACUGGUUACCAAAGUGUCAAGGCUUAACUUUACGUCGAUUAGUUCGAAAUGCCACCAAGGACGUAGUGGAGGGAGUUAUUCAACUAUUGAAUGUGAUACUGGGCACACCACUUCAAAGUUUGUCCCAGGACCAACUGACAUCCACGGGUGGAGUCUGGGAAGCGUGUGACAAGUUUUCCAAGAUACCAAAAGAUAAUCAUGCAGCUGUUCUAUCCCUGAUGUCCACUUACUCUGCUAUUGUCGAAGAUGCUUUGGAAGAAAUGAAACAGGCUCAACAUGCAGAUAAUGCAGAUCCAUUCAGUAACAUUUUUGAAGAUGACGAUUCCUACUUGCGAGAAAAUCGGGACACUUACUGGUCAGAAGAAGACAAACAGGUCAUAGCUCCUUGUUUGGGACUACUGAAAGCAGCCAAAGCAUGUUUGAAAAAAGUCUCCGAAGCUGUUAAAAAUCAUGGAAAGGUAGACACGUUGCAAAACAUAACACAGUUGGAUGAUCUGGGUGAUGUCACCAAUGAAAUUAGCCCCAGUGUUGAUGAAUUGGUCUUAAGUCUUUAUCCUCCAAUGAAUUAUAUCACUGUUCAAAUGAAUGCUGCGAAGGUUGCUUCUGUGUUGAAAAAAUCACUGGAAAUAACCAAAUCCAGUCACGUGUGCCUCGAAUCAGAGAACAACUGGUUGCAGUUCUUAAGCGGAGCAAUUGAUCACAAUAUGGACAAAGUGAAAGAUUUAACACAUGGUUCUUAGCUUGUAAAAGGAGUUUACCGUUACCUGUCGCUUACAGAGAACAAUAAUGGACUGAAAAAGCAUAUGUUUAUUCUAUUCAGGAAACUCAACCGGUAAAUAAACACUGUGGUCAAUACUUUAAUUGUCGAUACGACUGUGUUUGUAUGCCUGUGAUCUAUCUCCAGGGUAACCAAAGCAUCUUAAUUUAAAAAUUGUCUGAAUAUUGAUUCUUUAAAUGCACUCUGAUCUAGCAUUGUUGUAUAUUGGCAUGAAUUCAGUGUUCUGAAGAAGAAAGAGUACCUUUUGUUCUUUGAAAAUUGCAGUAAUAUUUUAACAUCAAAUCCAGAUUUAUUUUAGUUUUUGAGAUAGGUUUUAUCUUUCCAUCAGAAAUGCACAAAAGUCUUCUGUGUCUAAUAAGAUUGACUAUGUAUUACUUUAGUCUAUAUGAGUCCAGUUUCCAUAAGAUGCAUGGUCACAGCAUAGAAUAUAUUUUGUUUAGUUUUGAGACACUGCAUGGAAAUAGGCUCUUCAGCCCACCAAGGCCCUACCAACCAUCAAUCACCUGUUCACACUUGUUCUAUGUUAUUUAACUUGCAUUCACUCGCUACACAUGAGGGGCAAUUUGCAGAGGCCAAUUAACCUAACAUCCCACAAGUCUCUGGAAUGUGAGGAAACCCACACGGCCACAAUGACAACAUGAAAACUCCACACAGACAGCAUUAGGGGUCAGCAUUGUACCUGGGUCUGUGGUGCUGUGAUGCAGCAGUGCUACCAGCUGCACCACUGCACCACCUACAUCUUAUCUACUGGGGUAAAUUAUGGAAUUUAAUUAAUGGGCAGAAGGAUAACAUUUAAGACAGUCAGAAAGUUUGCUGUGAAAUUAAGGCUUCCAUAUAGGGUGAUUUCACCAAAUGUCAAAAGAGUGUAGAUCCCCCCUCACGUGACCGAAAAAUUUAACUGGAGGACAUAUGUCACUUCGGUACAAGUUAGUGAAUGGGGAAACACGCACUUUCACACCCGUUAAAAACAUGGAAAACGGCCGAUUUUUGAGCUGAGAUUUUCUGUGCUAGUCGGGGUGACCGUGAAGCACAGCGACCUAAAUUUUCAGGCAAGAAAAAAGAUAGAAAGUAAGGUAAUUACAAGAGGGAACUGAAGGUGGAAAAACAGCGGAAGUGAACAGCAGACAUUUGCCGUGGAGAUUUAAAGAUCCAAAAUAUCGGGAAUUAUCGCGUUUGCUCGCUGAAUUUCAUCAAAAGUAAGGCAUUAUUAACUUACUAUUUUGGAUCUUUAAAUCUCCACGGCAAAUGUCUGCUGUUCACUUCCGCUGUUUUUCCACCUUCACGGUCACCCCGACUAGCACAGAAAAUUUCAGCUCAAAAAUCGGCCGUUUUCCAUGUUUUUAAUGGGUGUGAAAGUGCGUGUUUCCCCAUUCACUAACAUGUACCGAAGUGACAUAUGUCCUCCAGUUAAAUUUUUCGGUCACGUGAGGGGGGAUCUACGCUCAUUUGACAUUUGGUGAAAUCACCCUAUAGACUAAAGAAAAUGUACAUUUUUUAUGAGCUUUAUUAAAGUUUAUUCUGUUCUUGAUUAUCAAAUUGUAUUAUUGUUUUUUUAACAUCUUGUUCUUGUCCUGUCGAAAUUCACAGUUUGGAAUUUUGAACAAAGGUUUGACUGAAUUGAAAUUAAAGACCAUAUUGCACAAUG